ACCCUGCUGGCUAUAAAUGGUAAAUUCGCAUCCCACGCCAACAGAAGCAGUUUGUUUAGAACCAGUGCAGACGGAUUUGUAGAGCAACUUAGAACAAUUACAUUUUGUACACAAGUUUAAAUUCUCAAAGAUGCUUCGUUUGAUAUCGGGGGUGUUGUUCGUUGUCGGGAUGGUGGCGGGCCAGGCGCUGCCGCUCCCUUACGGGCCGACGGCCGUGCCUCUUGCCGCCGCCGCGCAGGCCGCCGCCCUGGGCUACAACCCUGCUCUGGGCGGGAUCCCCCCCGCCGCGUACCCCCUCGCCCCCGGGGUGCGCCCGCCGUACCCGGGCCUCCCGGUGCCCGGGGUUCCCGGGGUGCCCGCUGUGCCCGGGGUCAACCCCUACUACAACUACAACGGCGUCGGAGGGCCGGUCGUGCCCAUCCUGACGUACUCCAACGAGGUUCCUACUGGCACUGGGACUUAUGCGUUCAGCUUCUCGACGGGUGACGGCAAGCAGGCGCAGGAGAGCGGCUUCUUGAAGGAUGCCUACAUCGACAACAACGGGGAGCCGCAGGGCACGCAGGUGGUUCAGGGAAGUUACGCCUACAUCGCUCCAGACGGCACGCCCAUACAAGUCAGCUAUGUUGCCGAUGAAAAUGGUUUCCGUCCGUCCGGCGUUCACAUCCCGGCCGGAGCCACCGGGAUCGUACCCAACAUCCUGACCGGCAACUACACCCGGCCGUACGACCCGGCCUUCAACCGGUUCAACCCGUACCGCCCCGGAGCGCCCCUGACCGCCCCCAUCGUGCCUCCAUUCAACGCCCCCAUAGUACCUCCGUACAACGUCCCUGGAGCAUACAACAACUACCGCGCCCCGCUCGCAAACAACUACAAUAAUCUGUACAACAGAUAUGACCCGUACAACCCCGUCGCACCUUACCGACCCUCCGGUUUGUACGGCGCUCCCGGAAAGGACGCUAAAAAGGACUAAUGUUGUGCAAUUUGAUUACCGGUUUUGUAAUUAGCUGUAAUAAAUGAAUUUGAGGCUUGAUUUUA
This is a messenger RNA of Plutella xylostella (diamondback moth), 1035 nucleotides long. It is a transcript of the gene CPR53, whose product is annotated as cuticular protein RR-1 motif 53. The record is from RefSeq and is a predicted model, not a curated record. NCBI's taxonomy places the organism in Eukaryota, Metazoa, Arthropoda, Insecta, Lepidoptera, Plutellidae.